AUGGCGGUCUGGGACAACGCAUCUUUGACCACGCCCACUGUUGACGUCAUUCUACUUCCGGGUCUUGUCGGGGACAAAGCUAGAAAACUCCUCCUCAUCAUCAACCUCGUUGUGAUCGGACAAAUCGUCAGCGUGUUUGGUAUCGUCGCAAACAUCAUCAACAUCGCCGUUUUCUUCAGACAAGGCUUCAGCGAGAGCACCACCAUCAGCCUCUUCGCUCUAGGUAUCGGCGACCUGUGUGCUCUGUUGUUGCUGCAGUGGUUCACUCUCUGUAUUAACCCUUGGUUCUCCCGACUCCCCCUCUCGUUUAACCCUUCUGAGAUCCAGAGCCUCACCGCCGGCUAUCCGCGAGUCUGUUUUGUUCGCAUCACGGGCUGGAUCACAGCCUUCGUGUCCUUCGAGCGCUGCCUCAGUGUGGCUGUUCCCCUGAAGGUGAAGUCCAUCAUCACCACAAGGGUGGCUGCUUACGUCAACGUUCUCGUGUUUUUCUUUUCUUUCCUGGGCUUGAUUCCCGUCUACGCCACGGCCUACUUUGACUGGAAGUUCUACCCUCAACUCAACACCUCCCUUGUCGGGAUUCUCUACACGGAACACAAAGACGCAGUUCUCGGGGUAUCUCUGUUCAUCACCAACCUCUGUGCUCCCCUGACUUCCUUCGCCAUUGUCAUUAUCUGCACCAGCGUCAUCAGCUUCGAGCUACGUAAAAAAGCAAAAUGGCGACGGCACUGCUCUUCCAGCAGCCAGGCGAUCGUUUCCAGUGAGAAGAAUUCUGGAAAGGAGACUCACGUGGUCGUCAUGGUUACAGUUAUUUCCGUUCUGUUCAUCGUGUCCUCUACCCCGGUGACCUGUCUGCUGACCGUUAGAUCUGUCGUCCCUGACCUCAGCAUCGUCGGCCGGUUCUCUAACCUCAACUGGGUGCUGGCCUCUCUGGGCUUCCUGAUGGAGACCGUCAACUCUAGCGUCAACAUCGUGGUCUAUUACAGGAUGAGCACCAAGUAUAGGGAUACUCUCCACGCGCUCUUUAAGUGCUAG
Molecule: messenger RNA, 1032 nt
Organism: Aplysia californica (California sea hare)
Lineage: Eukaryota; Metazoa; Mollusca; Gastropoda; Aplysiida; Aplysiidae
Exons: 1
Coding region: 1-1032 (343 amino acids)
Biological process (GO): G protein-coupled receptor signaling pathway
Cellular component (GO): membrane
Molecular function (GO): G protein-coupled peptide receptor activity
Source: RefSeq, a predicted model, not a curated record